Molecule: messenger RNA, 1338 nt
Organism: Alternaria infectoria
Lineage: Eukaryota; Fungi; Ascomycota; Dothideomycetes; Pleosporales; Pleosporaceae
Exons: 1
Coding region: 1-1338 (445 amino acids)
Source: RefSeq, a predicted model, not a curated record
AUGCCAAAUUCCAGGUUCAAAGCGUCAGACAUACGCCGAUACCUCAUCGAUACAUCUCAGCACGAAGAGCGUGAUGUCGACUUUGAAGAUGAAGAGCCCUCCAGCGUAUCCCAGACAUCUACUGUGGAACAUGAUCAAGAGCCGUUCGAAUUCUUCAGUACAAGAGUUAUAGAGCUUUGCGCCGCUCAAUUCCCAAGAUCAAGCUUCCAAGUCGAGCGCCUGCGCGGUGGGACUUACAAUCGCAUCACCGCGAUCAGUGUUACGCUUUUACCUCCUCGCGCUUUCACUGUUCCAUGGAUACGUUCGUUGCUACCCAUUAAUGAAGCUCACAUCAAGGCUUACGCGCCAAAACACUACAUACUGAGGAGCGCACGAAGGGAGCCUUCCAGCGACGACUUGGAUAUGAGCUAUGACUUGGCUACUCUGAAGUUCGCGCGUAUAAAAUUCGCAAAAUUCGGCAACAUCGUGCCUCACGUUAUACAGCUCGAUGAACAUACGCGUAAUCCUUUGUCGCGGACCUAUAUCAUUCAGAACCGUCUUCCCGGCCAAAAUCUCAAUAAGAUAUGGCUCGGAUUUUCGAUCAAACAGAAGAUAAGCACGAUGCACAUUGUUGUUCGUGUCAUGAAGAGAUUGCAUAAGAUUCAGGGACCCAAGGCAGGUAUCAUUGCCCGACUAAGAGUCCUACUACUUUCUCGCGGCGAAGUCAUCCCGGAAAUUUGUGCCUUCAGAACUACCAAGGGCCCGGUAUCAGCAGUUACAGGACCCGUGGACCGCCCCGCUGAGGCUAUGACUACCCGUCAAUUCUUGCUACACCAGAGUAGUCGAUGGCAAAGACUGGAGCAGGAUCAGGAGGACGGCGAUGAGGUUAUAUGGGAUUGUUUCGAUAUCAUCACCACAUCCCUUCACAACAUGGGCUUUAUUCCGGAUAGCGACCGAUUCUACUUCUGCCAUCUCGACCUCUAUCCGCGAAACAUGCUCGUAGAGAUUGAAGAGGACUCAUCGCUUUUGCUCACCGGACUGCUGGACUGGGAUGCUCAGUUCGCAUACUUUUGCCCCAAGUUCGUCGCUUAUCGUGCGCCGUUCUGGCUAUGGGUAUCGGGUGGUCACGAGUACAACGAGAUGAUAGCUGCAGAUGAGCCAACGAAUGCUGAUCACCGGCGAUUGAAGAGCUUGUGGGAAGAAGCGGUGAGUGUCGAGUGGAAGCGAUAUGCCUACGAACCGGAGUAUAUGAUCGCGAGGAGAAUGUUUGCUCUGCUCCGAGACGGCAUUCGCCAUGAUGGAGACAAAGAGGAAGCCAGGUCUAUUGUCGAUGAAUGGCAGAAGCUGCAUUACGAUUAG